Messenger RNA from Acytostelium subglobosum LB1, 381 nucleotides. RefSeq lists its product as hypothetical. The coding region runs from base 1 to 381 and encodes 126 amino acids. The record is from RefSeq and is a predicted model, not a curated record. The transcript has a single exon. Lineage: Eukaryota; Evosea; Eumycetozoa; Acytosteliales; Acytosteliaceae. Gene Ontology annotation, molecular function: thyroxine 5'-deiodinase activity.
AUGCCCUUGUUCCAAGAGAUCUACGAAGAGUUCAAGGGCUUCGACAUCGACUUUUACAUCGUGUACCUGGCAGAGAUGCAUCCUGCCGACGGUUGGGUCAUUGGUGGCGACUCGAUCAGCACAUGUUACAAACAACCAAAGACAAUGGAGGAGAGACUGACCAUUGUGAAGGCGCUCCAAGAGUACAGUCCCAAUGUGACCAUUCCCUAUCUGGUUGAUCUGAUCGACGACAACUUCAAUCAAGUCUACGAUGCUGUGCCCGAGCGUCUCUACGUCCUCGAGAACAACAAGUUCUCCUAUGUUGGUGGUCCUGGACCUUUCCAAUUCAUACCCGAGGAGUUAAGAGAAUACCUAACAAAGAGAUACAAGUCAAACAAGUAA